Messenger RNA from Coffea eugenioides, 1244 nucleotides. Its product is annotated as probable carboxylesterase 7. Bases 87 to 1043 code for a protein of 318 amino acids. The record is from RefSeq and is a predicted model, not a curated record. Gene Ontology annotation, molecular function: hydrolase activity. The transcript has a single exon. NCBI's taxonomy places the organism in Eukaryota, Viridiplantae, Streptophyta, Magnoliopsida, Gentianales, Rubiaceae.
CGAUUGCAAGUUUUUUACCAGCAAAUAUUUGCUUGUCUUUAUUCUGCUUCCUCACUCCUCCGUAUUGCUCUCUCCAUUGUUCAACAAUGGCUGCAAACUCACCUGAGAUACUCCAUGACUUCUCUCCCAUGAUCCGCGUAUACAAGGACGGCCGAGUCGAAAGAUUAUUAGGCAAAGAUAUUGUAGCUGCAUCGGUGGAUCCAGAAACCGGAACUGAAUCAAAAGAUGUCCAAAUAUCACCAGAACUAAACAUAUCUGCUAGGCUUUACCUGCCCAAAAAAGCCCAACAGGAUAAAAAACUUCCUCUUCUAGUCUACUUCCACGGUGGAGGCUUUGUGGUCGAAUCUGCCUUCUCUCCUCCAUAUCACACGCACCUCAACGCAGUAGCUGCAGAAGCUGGUGUUGUAGCAAUUUCAAUUAACUAUAGGCUCGCCCCCGAGCACCCUCUACCUACUGCUUAUGAAGAUUCUUGGAUUGCAGUCAAAUGGGUUGCUUCUCAUUCUAAUGGCCAGGGUCCUGAGGUAUGGCUCAGGGAUUAUGUUGACUUUGAUAGCGUGUUUUUUGGUGGGGAUAGCGCUGGAGGCAACUUAGCACAUAACAUGGCUUUAAGGGUUGGACUGGAGAAACUGGACGGCAUCAAUCUUGAUGGGAUUUUUCUCAACUGCCCUUAUUUUUGGGGAAAAGAGGCAAUCGGUAUUGAGCUAAAGAACUUAGAGAUGAAGGCCUAUGUUGAGGUCCUCUGGCAUUAUGUUCACCCAAAAUCUGCAGGGGUUGAUGAUCCAUUGAUGAAUCCUGUGAUGGAACCCAACCUUUCGAGGCUAGGCUGCAAAAGGGUGCUGGUUUAUGUUGCGGAAAAGGAUAUUCUGAAAGAAAGGGGGUGGCUUUAUAAAGAAGCUUUGGAGAAGAGUGAGUGGGGCGGAGAUGUGGAGGUUGUGGAAGUUGCAGGGGAAAAUCACGUCUUCAAUUUGUUCUUUCCCAAGGGAGAGAAUGCUUUGUCGCUGCUGAAGAAGUUGGCUGCUUUCAUCAAUAAGAAUGAUGUGUAGAUGCAUCUCUUAAGUGGAUAAUCACUUUGAUUAUUAUUGUCAUUCUCCGAAUCUUUCAUGUACUUAUUUGAAGUUCAUAUGCAAGUGUUUGUUUCAAAAUACACUUAAGAUAUUUGUGGAAUAAUCACCUGUAAUGGUGAGAGAUAAAUGAUGUGGUUUACGGAUGUGAUUCGGUAUAGGAAAUGCAUUCACAUUCACUCA